UGUUAUUGAUUAAUCUAAAUAAAAAGUGUUCAAACAGUUGAAUCAAUUUUAUUGCUUAAAUUCGGGUUGUUUCCUCCAGAUGUUGGGUUCUGCUGGCGCGCAGGCGACCAGAGGUGGCCCCGUGUUUUUCUUUGACCAGCCAACAAGGCGAAAUCGGAUUGAAGGCAACAUUUUAAAUUUCAUGAUAAGAAGUGCGGGACCACAGCUGGAAGACGCGCCACUGAGGUGUCAGCAAGAGGAGGACCAAAAAGGUGAAAGUAACAGUUUAAGCAACCAGAACCCCUCAGGUAUAGCCUGUGAGGAUGAAGAACAUGAUCCUUCAUCAUCAUCUGUCAGCGCCGCGCCAAAGGAUCCAAUGGACGCCUACAGGCGAGCGGCCCCUCAUUUAUUAAACGACUUGGCUCGUCUGCUUUCGCAGCAUAAGUGGUCGGAGGACGACCGCAUCCCCCGCGGCAUUGUCAAUAUCCUGGAUUACUCCUGGCACGAUCUGACUGCAGGGGCGGCGCUCCGCUUGAGGAGGCCAGCGGCGAUGACAGGGAACCAGAGGAGGCCCAAAGAAUCCCCAGAGACGCAGAAAACACCCCGACGGGUGUCUGACGGCGCCAGGGAGGAAACAGGAGAGAGGACCUCUUCCGUGGGGAGAAAUGCUGGUUCAUUUCUCACAAAAGAUAAAGCAAAUCAGAGUGAAAGAAAGGAAAAACGAAGCUCAAAAGGAGGUAAAUUUAGCAUAAGGUGA
This is a messenger RNA of Xiphophorus couchianus (Monterrey platyfish), 736 nucleotides long. RefSeq lists its product as uncharacterized. Lineage: Eukaryota; Metazoa; Chordata; Actinopteri; Cyprinodontiformes; Poeciliidae. The transcript is spliced from 3 exons. Bases 80 to 736 code for a protein of 218 amino acids. The record is from RefSeq and is a predicted model, not a curated record.